AAACAAACUCUCAAGUAUGACAUCAAGAGUGGGGGGACCAUUGAUUAGACUAUAGAGGAGAGCAGAAGCAGCAAAUGAAAUGAUGCAUCUAAAGUUAAGAGAGUAAAAAUAGACAGAACUAAAUACAAGAGAAAUACUGUUAUUACUUUGCCAACGUAUGUAAAAGAAUACAAAGAAUGAAAUCAGACAUGAUUAGUUUGCAUCCAGAACUUGAUGGGUCGCAAAGGCUUACCAAGUCACUUGAAACUGCAAUGAAGAGGUAGUCUUCAAUGUUUCCUAUCCAGAAUCAGAGCUCGGCAGCAUGUGAUAUUCUUGAAGCAAUUGUGGAUACCUCACAACAUCAUCAUUUGUGGAGGGCCUAGAAAGAUAUCAUAGAUCUAAAAUCAAGUCAACAUCAUAUCCAGAAAGUUAUCCUUCACAUCCAAUCUGGAGAGAAUGCCCUUCUUGGAUGUUUAAGAGCCGAGGUUGUUGCUAUUUUAAAAAUCAACAGGUCACUCAGUGAUAAAUGACUGAUGCAGAACCCAACUUGAGAGGCAAAAGAUACUCAAUCAAGCAGACCUUGCUGUUGCUUCUGGUGGACAAUGGUGAUGAAAUCUUACAGCAAUGACAAAUACAAUUUCUUCAAUAUUAGCAUCCACCACUGGGAUCCACAGCACACUCCAUAUAAUUCCUCACAAACACUCUUCCAGUGCUUGCUGUAGAAAAACUUAUAGAUGCUGGUCCAUCAGGUUCUCAAGGAUUUCUAACAUUAUGUCCCAAAAUCUCACACAAUAAAAAAAUGUAACUCAGCCUUAUCAAUUACAGCAAUAGAUCUGCGUGUAGAAAAUUCACCUUCUCAAGGCAUUCCCAAGAUUGAGCCAGAAUGAGAAACUGGACAAGCUGCUUGCCUUGCAAGAUUAGGAAAAU
Rubroshorea leprosula is the source of this 906-nucleotide messenger RNA. Lineage: Eukaryota; Viridiplantae; Streptophyta; Magnoliopsida; Malvales; Dipterocarpaceae. The record is from the annotation of a GenBank genome assembly.